CCGCCGCAUCCCUGUGGCAACCUCUGAAACCCUAGCCAUGGUUCUCCUUUCCGUCUUUGGUUCCUCUACCCUUCCCUUCUUCCUCCCCUUCCUAACUCCGCCUCCAUCUCUAACCCUAUCCCGAACCCCAAGUCAUCUUGGCUUCCGCCUUCAGCUCCGCUACCCUUCGAGGCCGCUGGUUUCCUCCCUUUCCCCUCCCUCCCCACCGCACGCCCUCCCCGCCGCUUCCUCGCUCCCACUUGGAGAGCUCGUGGAGAGGGACUGGUCCUUCGUCGAAGAGGAUGCCACCAAUUCCUACGAGCAAAGGGCCGACAAAGCCCGCCGCAUCAUCGCUGCCGCGGACGUCGAGACCAGCUCCAGGGUUCUCGCCGCGUUCCCGACUGCGAGCUUCGUCGACCGGCUGGUGGAGUCGGCGCCAUGCGAGCACAUGGUGGCGAUUCACGAGUCCCUCUUCGUGCUUGCGAUGAUCAAGGAGGGCCAUGAUCGGGUAAGAUGCUGGCAAGGUGGGAUCGAUGUCAUACCAGAGAAGUUUUACCCGUUUGAUUCGGUGUUUGUUUGCUAUUUCCCUGGGAUGGGAGUUACUAUCGAAACGCUGUUAGCCUCGCUUGCUGGCAAGUGCUCUCCAGGUGCCAGAGUGGUUCUCAGCUUUGAUCAGGGGAGGGAGGUUGUUGAGCAAAAACAUAAGCAGCAAUUUCCUGAUCUUGUUACUAAUAACUUGCCCGACAGAAUAAGCUUAGAACAAACCGCUAGAGAACAUUUGUUCCAGAUUAUAGAAUUUGUUGAUGAAACCACCUUUUAUCUUGCUGUUUUGGAAUUUCACCACUAAUCUCAAUGGCAUUUGUUUAUGCCCUUGGCAUGCCUCCCGUGUUGUGUAGUCACCGAUCAGUUGUUUUAUUCAAUAUAUAUAAAAAAAAAAUCUGUCAUUUAUUUGUUUUUUUGCA
Molecule: messenger RNA, 941 nt
Organism: Zingiber officinale
Lineage: Eukaryota; Viridiplantae; Streptophyta; Magnoliopsida; Zingiberales; Zingiberaceae
Exons: 2
Coding region: 38-826 (262 amino acids)
Source: RefSeq, a predicted model, not a curated record